Molecule: messenger RNA, 6300 nt
Organism: Pygocentrus nattereri (red-bellied piranha)
Lineage: Eukaryota; Metazoa; Chordata; Actinopteri; Characiformes; Serrasalmidae
Gene: tlx3a
Product: T cell leukemia homeobox 3
Exons: 3
Coding region: 168-1013 (281 amino acids)
Biological process (GO): animal organ development; regulation of transcription by RNA polymerase II
Cellular component (GO): nucleus
Molecular function (GO): RNA polymerase II cis-regulatory region sequence-specific DNA binding; DNA-binding transcription factor activity, RNA polymerase II-specific
Source: RefSeq, a predicted model, not a curated record
AGAAGAAAAAAGCAAUCUGGAGCUCCUCGAGACGUGACGGGACACGCGCUGCUGCAAGAGGACCGCCAAGAUCAUGAGGGGGACGAACAUCAAGGCCAUGAAUCGAGGCAGAUUCCGCCCCAUUUUGCGUGAUUAGAUUUCAUUUCUUCCGAGCGUGAAGGGGCAACAUGGAACGCGCCCAGAGCCCGAGGCCCGAGCAGUCCUGUCAAAGCACGCACGAGCCCAUUCGCUUCGGCAUCGACCAGAUCCUGGGCUCCUCGGACAGCGCCCCGGGGAGUCCGGCCGGGACCACCGCGGCGCCCCUCACCUCCCUGCGCGCCGCCAGGGUCGCUGUGCCGGGCUCUCUGGAGGGGUCAGGGCUGUAUGGGGGCAGCAGAACGGUGGGUCACCGGGGGGUGAUCAGGGUUCCCGCUCACAGGCCGCUGACCACCGCCGUCCCACCGCCCAUGGUGAGCGCGGCAGCAGCAGCAGCGGCGGCGGCGGCGGGGGGCUAUGGGGCGCUCUGCUUCCCCUGGGUGGAUCACAGCCGCAGAUUCACCGCCAAAGACAGACUGGCAGUUCCAGCUCUCCUCCCUCUGAGCCUGACCCGGAGGGUUGGUCACCCCUACCAGAACCGCACGCCCCCCAAGCGGAAAAAGCCGCGCACUUCCUUCAGCCGCGUGCAGAUCUGCGAGCUGGAGAAGCGCUUCCACAGGCAGAAGUAUUUAGCCAGCGCCGAGCGCGCGGCUCUCGCCAAGAGCCUCAAAAUGACCGACGCUCAAGUCAAAACGUGGUUCCAGAACCGCAGGACCAAAUGGAGGAGACAGACAGCAGAGGAGAGGGAGGCGGAGCGUCAGCAGGCCAAUCGGAUGCUGCUCCAGCUGCAGGCCGAUGCACUACAGAAGUCCAUCAGUGAAUCAGUGUCUGUAGAUCCUCUCUGUGUGCAUAAUUCCUCUCUGUAUGCCCUGCAGAACCUGCAGCCGUGGGCUCAGGACAAACCAGGCAAACUGGCCACCACUUCAUCACUGGCCUAAAACAGCACUAGCAGUGAUAAACUGCCUUUGAGGUCAAGAUCUUGAGCACUUAGGAUCUGUUGCAGUUACACAGGAUUUGUGCAGAUCUUUUAAAAACCUGUAUUACCCUGUCAUAUCUUUGAAUACAGGCCCAGAAUUAUACUGCAGUGAUGCAGGAGUGUAGUCAAAGUCAGCAAGAGGUGUUGCAUCCAAAUAUGCAAAGUUUUCCGUCUGCAAAGUGACCGUCUCAGUCAUAUCUGAGGUUUGAAGCUAAUCUAUGAGGUUGAGCUAAUCCUGGUCCAAGUCAUAAAGCUCAGCAUUUAGAUACAUGUGCGUUGGCCAUUACAUUUAGAAUUUGAAAACUUUCUAAAAUGUAACAAAGUUUUGUUUCAUAAGGAGAGAAACAUUAGGUAAAUAUAGUUGGAGAGGAUCUUUAGACUUUCUAAGCCUUCAUAGGAACACACAAAAUGUCCAAACAGCCCUGCGGAGACAUUUCUCCUUCAAUCACUGUGUAGUUCGUCUGCAAUAUCUCCUGUUGAUGUGUUGUUGGCACAGUUUUUUUGGGCUGUGGAGUAUUCAGUUACAUGCUUGACUUUUUAUAUGAAUGGGAAUAGUGUACAUUUCAUACUCGUUUACAAUAACUGUUUACCUGCCCUGAUUGUUUAUGUGCCCUGUGACUAAUCAGCAGGUGAAAGAAUAUUCCUGGGACCGUGUUACCAUAAUGGCAGUGUUAAUGUUCUAGCUGUGGCCUGUGUCUUGGCCGAGUUUACUGCCAAAAAUGCUGGCAUGUGGUAAUCCUGGAGCCAAAGCACAAUAAUGAACUUGAUCCCUGUAGAUUCUGUACGCUUGGAAGAACAUGUUUGUGAAAACCUGCGGAAGAAUUCCUUUCACUUUUUGUAAGCAGUCUUUUCCUGUUGAAAAACAAAAUGUUCCAAAACUUUUUAAGUCCAGAUCAUUUUUUUGUAAUCAUACAUUCUUAAAAAGAUGGUUCUUCAAUGCUUCUUUAGUAAAGACAAGCUUGUAAUAACAGAAGAGCACCUUUUUGGUGUUUUAUAUAUAACCAUAUUCAAAAAGCCUCUAUAUGGUCCUUCCUAAAGAACCCUUAAGGAACCAUCUUUUUAAGAUUGUUUCGGCAAUUCAAUUAACCACCAGUGAUACAACAUCCAGGACCAGAAACUGGAUUUAAGUCCAGAGUUGAAGACCUAGGGUCUAAACUUUGUUGGUCAAUUUUCCAGUCAAGGGUGAAGCUUAGUCCUAGACCAGAAGUCUUCAAAUUCAGACCUUAAAUCCAGUGUCCGGUCAUGUAUUUUGUGUUCACUCUUGAUUAACUGACCUAUUGGUGUAACCAAUUGGCCACCUACUGUUAUGCCUUCUGGUGACUGUAAACUCCAGGGCUGAAAACUGAAUUCAGGUCUGUCCUAAACUAAAGUUAACAUUUUUAGUCUAGAAAUCUAUGUAUGAAAAUCUAGGCCUAUAUUCUAAAUGUUUGGACUGUGGGUGGAAAAUGUGUAUAAGAAAAUCUACAAAACAAUGUUAUGUAAAUAAUAUUGAUCAUAAUAUCUGUUCUAAGAUGUUUUGACAGAUGUUUGUCUUUCUUGAUAUGUUUAUAAUUUAAACAAAAUGGUUGUAAAAUAUAUAUAAAAAAAAACAAUCCACAUUAUUCUUUGAAAAUUUUUAUUGUUAAAUAUCAUUUUAUACAGCAACAAGAAAUUAUGUUUCCUGUGUCUGUCUGCCUGCUUGUCUGUCUGUUCGUCUAUCUGUCUAACGUGCUUCAGUCUGGGGCACAAUCAGCAACGUGUUUUCAAAAAAGAGCGACUGAUUGGUUCAUCGGUUGUGCGCAAAACAUAAUUCAUAGUUCUGUAUUUGAAAAUAAUCCAUGGAGAGGUAAAUAUGGGCCAUGGUGUACAUGCUGGUUCCUCUUCCUCAGGAGUCUGGUCACAGUGAGUGCAGAUGUGGCUGUAUGAGUAUUGCACAUUACUCAGUUUCAAUAGCUCAUCUUAAACACUUGAUCAUUUGUGAGUGUGUUGAUUGGAGGUUCCAAGUAAUAGCCGUCGUAAGUUCUGUGAUAACGCCAGGAUUCUGUAUAAUUUCACUGUGAAAUAUUGGAAAGAAAAAUACUGACUAGUUGAGAAAGAAGAAGGUGUUAAAUCCUGCCUCAGCACAACUGUGUGGUAAUUAGAUUCAGUAGACGAAGCUGUCAGGCUUGAUCCCAACCGAACACAGCUGUUUUUUCUCCAGACAGUAGCUAGAAAUCUAGCUGUUUGGUGAUUUUGUUAUCUUUUUCCAUAAAGCCCAUCUCUCAGCACUUUAGCACAGUGGGUGGUUUUGUAUGCGCUCUUAAAAUAAAGGUUCAUUAAGGUGAUUCCAGAUGGAUUAAUUCUUUAAAGAAGCAAUUUUGUAAGGUUUGUAUGAAGAACUUUUUACAUAACUUUUUAAUCCACGUAAUGUAAUGAAGGUAAGUUUUAUCCUAGAACUGUACGUUCAAACCAAGAACCAUUAAAGAACCAUUAUUGUUAAGAGUGCCAAAUAAUGAGUAAAACACAGUUGAUUUUUAAGAAAGAGCAAUAACAUAAACAAUAUUUAUGUACCCAUAAGACGUUUUGAGUAUUAGCCACAUGUGGCACAUACACUUCAUGCCCAGAAGAUUGUAGAUGUCUGCUCACCCACCAUUUCUGCUGAAAUCAAGGAUAUUAAUGCAGAGUUUGUCAUCCUUUUGCUGCCUCUACUCUUCUGGGAAGGCUUUACACUAGAUGUUGAAACAUUGCUGUGAAGAUUUGAUUGCAUUUAGCUACAAGGGCAUUAGUGAGGUCAUGUACUGAUGUUAGAUGAUUUUGGCUCACAAACCCCAAAGGUAUUAGAUGGUGCUCCAUUAUUCCAGUGAACGCAGAUCCACUGCUCCACAACCCAAGGCUGGGGGGACUUUAUACCCCUCUAGCCGAUUGAUUGGUCUUGGUAAUCAUAAGCUUAUGUGCGGUUGCCACAGAGCAUCCUUUUCUACUGGUAAUGCUUUUCUAUAGGGAUUCUACAAUUGUGCAAUUAAUCAAUGGGUGCAUAUUAAUGUGGCUGAGUUCAUUAAGUAGAAGGGGUGCCUGGAUUCUUUUGGACAUGUAGUGUAUGUUGCAGCCCAUUUUGUUCCAUAAUGAACAGCUUAUUCAGUACAGUGCAUUAUAAGUACAUAAUGCUUUCAAUACAUUAUAAAUAUCAUGUUAAAACAGUAUUAAUUACAAUUUUGAGGAGGACAAUAAAGAUAGGGAGGAACAUACAGUUGUGGACCGGAUAACUGUACAGACGUCCACUGUUACUGCAAAGUCUCUAAACUGAAAUAAUGGCUUACUUACUCCUUUUGCAAUCUUAAAAGCAUUUUUUGCCUAGAAAUAAUUCUCUCUAUCUCCUCUCUCCCUCUCUCUCUCUCUCUCUCUGGGUCCUCAUCACAGUGUGUGGAGAUAUGGCUAUAAAAUAAUCAAGCAGUACUUAUUUUGGUAAUUCACAGUUUUCACACAUUGAAACAGAAAACAUACCAACAAAGCAAGGUUUAGAUUGAGGAACGUACAGUCAUGGACUGGAUAACUGUAGUGUUCACAGAAGUCUAUGUUACUGAUGUAAUCUGGCAAUGUAUAAUAUAAAGAGCACACAGUGACUUCAAAUUCCAACCUACUGUAAACAGUAUCUGUCAGAUAUCACAGAGCACCGACUUACACAGGCAGGACUUCCCUAAAUAUCUGACAAUGUCAGACAGAGAUACAGACAGACAGACUGAUCUGGACAGAUCUAAGGCCAAUAAACAAGCACAAACACACAAACAACAUAACAAUAUUGUAGCACAAAUACACACAGACGACAGAAACACACACAGACCAGACUCAACAUUUCGAGCAAGCGGCAGCACAGAAACGUCGCAGCAAUCUGAUUUUCCACAAAUAAUACAGUUCAACACACUACCAGGGACUUAACAGUACUGUGAGACGGUGUAGAAUAGGGAGCAACACUCAGAAACAGACCGACUGAACCUUACAGACAGAAGUCUAGAGUUAUGUUUGUUCCAAGCUAAUAUCACCUAUUCAGUACACAGAAAACAGCUAAACAAUGGCCACAUAUACAGAUAGCUUAUCUAUUCAUAUCUCUUCAUAAGGUCAAUUCCAAAGUACCUCAAGACCAGGAGCCCAUAAUUUACCUCAAAUUAUUUUCCUAAGAUCCCAUAAGAUUAUAUAAAAUAUAACUCUCUUUCUCAAGCUAAAGCUACCAAACAUAUUAACCUUUACGCUAAAUAUUAGGCUAAAUAUUAAAUAUAUUUGUUUAUACACUAACAUGCUUCCUUCCUUCACUGAAGGGUUUCCAUUCAAACGUUUUAUUAGCUGCAACACCAUCACCUGUCAAGCAACCGUAGGUCUGUCUUUAGACCAGAUGGAAGAAAACAUUAAGGUUUUGCCAUCAGGCCAGUAUGACGUUUAUGUUUAAACUUUCUUUUUUUGUACAUACCAAGUCUUUCCAAAUGGCUUUAACACCUCCUGUGCUUCUAAGUGUCUAAUAUAGAAGGGCUUUGAGGCAUGGGGCUCACCAUGGGAGCAGCACAGGAGAUUUGUUCUUAAGACCUAUUUACAGUUUCAAGUCAAACUACGGUUGGUCUGGAUGAAAGAAAACUUGGGGUUUGUGCUUGUAGCAAAUAGAAAAAGAGGUUGCACUGUGGUUGGAGUAAUAGUUGUUUGUGUGAUUUAUAGGUUCUACAAUGUUUGACAUUUGUUCUGUACUAACCAGCUCAUCUGACCAAUCACAAGUUUCACCUUGUUAUUUAUCUCUAACUUUGGCCGCUCUAGAAACAGUAGUAAAUAGGCCACUUAACGGUGCAUCUCAAAAUGAUAAGAACAUUAGUUCUACAAGUUCUUGGACCUCAGAAAAUUUUCUUCCAAACCUAUUCUCUCAUUUUUUUUCUAAAUGUCAGAAAUCUGUCCUAUAACCUUAUGAUCUAAAACUUCAGAAAGUGUGCUCUAAACCCUAUUUGAGACCACAUAAUAAGCCUCAGGUGUGGAUAACAUCUUAUUAACUGCUAACUGAUCAGGUUUAACAUUAAGCAUGUUAACUAUGAAGAGGAACAGGAACUUGGCCGAAUGGUCUAGUGACAGAUUUCAGAAGGUCAGGUUUCCUGGAUAGCAAGCCAACAAUGUCGAUAUUACUAUGGUAACGUGCCCUGACUACGCACAUAGUGGUGUAGCACUGAUGUCCAGCUAGGUUACAGAAACAGGUGCUACAGGUUACCAUGGUGAUAUAAACAGAAGAAGACAGAGUAGCCUCUUCUUUGCCUCCUUCUGGAAAA